Cuscuta europaea is the source of this 1762-nucleotide messenger RNA. The record is from the annotation of a GenBank genome assembly. NCBI's taxonomy places the organism in Eukaryota, Viridiplantae, Streptophyta, Magnoliopsida, Solanales, Convolvulaceae.
GAAAAACAUCACACAACGGUCAACUACACGCCUCACUCUUCAGUCUUCACUUCCUAUCCCUACCACUUUUCUGUCUUCUUCUUCUCCACUUCCUUUGUUUUUCUCCUUCUGUUAACUACGUUUAGUUGACUCUUUCUUAGUGAUUUGGUCACUACUAAACUACCCACUCACGGCUUUCUUGUGUUCUCCCUCUUUGACUUCUCUGCUUCUCGUUUGGUAGGAUCUUGCUUAGGGUUUUGUUCCAAUAAUGGAUGUUCUUGUAGCUGUUUCUGACCCCACUGGAGCUCAGACGGAAAAUGGGCAUGUCUCAGAUCCCAAGAUAGGUCCCGACAUUGGCCCGGUUCCACCGCAGGAGCGAAAGACGCCGGUUUCUCGGGCGGAAAUCGACACCUCCGCUCCCUUUGAGUCCGUGAAGGAGGCCGCCACUCGGUUCGGCGGAAUUGGCUUCUGGAGACCCGCCUCCCUGAAACCCUCUGCUCUCUCCCCAUUUCAGGGAGAUGAGAAGUUUGAAAUUUCCAAAGUGGAGGAGCAAGCUGCCCAAUUGGAAAGGGAUCUUAUUGAGAAAGAAACAGAAACAUUGAAUGUCCUGAAAGAAUUAGAAAGCACCAAGGCUGUUGUGGAAGAGCUAAAAUUGAAGUUGCAGGAGGCAUCUAAGCAGGAAAGCAAUGAAAAUGAUGGUGUUGCAGUCUUAAAGGAGUUGGAACAAGCCAAAUGCAACUUAAGCAGGACGGUGGAUGACCUUGCUGUUACCCGAACCAUGAUUGAAUCAUACAAAAAGAAAAUCGAGAAAGAGAGAGCCUUUCUUGAAAAGACCGGGCGAAGGCUAUCCUCAAACUCAUCAAAAGUUUCAUCUCUGAAGGAAGAGCUAAACCAAACCAAGCAGAAACUGAAGGUUUGGUGCCAAGAAAAUGCAAAUGAAUCUGACUUUGAGAGAGCUAUUCUAGAGACCGAAGAAACGAAGGGAAAGAUUAAGACUGCCGAGUUGAAGUUGGUUGCUGCCAAAAAGAUGAAAGCUUUGGCUCUAGCAGAAAUCAAAGCUCUAUCGUCGAAAAGAGAGAUCUUAAAGAAAAUGGAAGAAGCCAUUGAAGAAUUGAGAGUCAGCAAGAAGGGACUAGAGGAAGCAUUGAGUAAAGUGGAGGCAGCACAUAGGAGUAAGCUUGAGGCAGAAGAAGCCUUACGCGUGUGGAGGUACGAGCAAUCCCAAGGAAGACAUUGUACUACUACUCUACAUAAGAACUCUUCGGCACCGCCACUUCAGCAUCUCAAAGAAUUGGAGAAGUCGUCAACAACACUUUCUAUAGGGAAAAUACUGAAGAUGAAGCUGCAAGUGACAGAAGAAGUGGACAAGGAGAAAGUGUCAUUUGGGCAAAUGCUGCUCAGUAGUGCUAAUUUAAAAGACACCAAUAAGGAGAACAAUGCUCCUCUAAAUAAUAGGCAAUCCCACGCUAAGAGAAAGAUUGGUGGCCUUGGCCUGUCACGGAUCUCUCUUCUUGUGACAAAACAAAGUAAGGAGAAGAUAAAGAAGAAGAGGAUGAACAAGAAGAGGAUGAAGCAGACUGUAGCGGUUUUCAGGUGCCGCAAUGUGUAAAACAGGAACACCUCUGAUUGAACUAAUUCUAUUAAUUAAUUAUUUAAUGUGUUUGAUUAUGUUCUAAGUCUGCAGGUAUGAUCAUGAUCUUGAUGCCUUCCUGAACUUGUAUGUACCAGUGUAGCUAAUGAGUUUCUGAACUUUUGUUGUAUGGCUAAUAUAUUCCACCAGUAA